Molecule: messenger RNA, 2175 nt
Organism: Acanthosepion pharaonis
Lineage: Eukaryota; Metazoa; Mollusca; Cephalopoda; Sepiida; Sepiidae
Source: the annotation of a GenBank genome assembly
AUGCGCAACUACCGACACGCUAGCUGUCUCACGAUUUGCCAAGCUGAGGCUACAAGGAGAAAGAAGAGAGUUCCGAUUUUCCUCUCAUUCUUUCUUUCUUUCUUUCUUUCUUUCUUUCCUUCUUUCUUUCUUUCUUUCUUCAUUUCUUCCUUGAUUGAUUCCGUUCUUUCUUUCUUUCUUUCUUUCUUUCUUUCUUUCUUUCUUUCUCCUCUCUCUUUCUUUAUUUCUCAUUUUCUUUCUUUAUUGAUUGAUUUCGUUCUCUUAUUCUUUCAUUCUUUCUUUCUCUCGUUUUCUCUUUCUUUCUUUCUUUCUUUCUUUCUUUCUUAUAUACGUUCUUUCAUUUUUUCUUCAUUUCUUUUUCUCUUUCCUUUCUUUCUUUCUUUCUUUCUUUCUUUCUUUCUGUGUCUCUUUCGCUUUUUUCUUUUUGUUUUUCUUCCUUUAUUUCAUUCUUUCUUGCUUCCCCUCGUUCUUUCUUUCUCUCUCACUCACUUUCUCUCCCUUUCUUUCUUCCUUUUUUCUUUCUUUGAUUAUUUCCUUUCUUUCUUUCCUUCUUUCUUUCUUUCUCUCUCUCUCUCUAUUUCGCUUUUUCCUUUUUGUUUUCUUUCUUUUAUUUCGUUCUUUCUUGCUCUCUCUUUCUCUCUCCCCUCUCUCUCUUUCUUUCAUCAUGGCCUGAGGGAGAAACUCCAAACUCUUUCUUUCUCCCUUCCUUUUCUUUUCUUUCUUUCUUCCUUUCUUUUCUUUCUUUCUUUCUUUCAUUCAUUCACUCUUUCUUUGGUUCUUUCUUUCUUCCUUUUCAUUCUUUUCUUUUUUUCUUUCUUUCUUUCUUUUCCCUACCGUAUAUUCUGUUUUCGGCAUUUACUUACUUCGAUAUGUUCAUAUCUAUCUAUCUAUCUAUCUAUCUAUCUAUCUAUCUAUCUACUAGUUUUAAAGCUCGGCUUUGCCCAGGAGUUAACUUUCUCUGAUUUUUCUAUCUAUCUAUCUAUCUAUCUAUCUAUCUAUCUAUCUAUUAGCAUUUUUCUUUCUAUCUAUCUAUCUAUCUAUCUAUUAGGAUUUUUCUUUCUAUCUAUCUAUCUAUCUAUCUAUCUAUUAGGAUUUUUCUUUCUAUCUAUCAAUCUAUCUAUCUAUCUAUCUAUUAGGAUUUUUCUUUCUAUCUAUCUAUCUAUCAAUCUAUCUAUCUAUCUAUUAGGAUUUUUCUUUCUAUCUAUCUAUCUAUCUAUCUAUCUCUUAGGAUUUUUUUUCUAUCUAUCUGUCUAUCUAUCUAUCGAUCUAUCUAUGCUUUUUCUUUCUAUCUAUCUAACUAUCUAUCUAGGCUUUUUCUUUUUAUCUAUCUAUCUAUCUAUCUAUCAGGCUUUCUCUCUCUCACUUUCUCUCUCUCUCUCUCUCUAUCACAUCCUGUUCAUCUAUCUAUCUAAGGCUUUCUCUCUCUUUCUCUCUCUCUCUCUCUCUCUAUCUAUCUAUCUAUCUAUCUAUCUUUUCUAUCUCUUAGCCUAUUCAUAUCUAUCUAUCUAUCUAUCUAUCUAUCUGACUCUGUUCAUAUCUAUUUAUCUCAGUCUAUUCAUAUGUAUCUAUCACAGUCUGUUCAUAUCUAUCUAUCUAUCUAUCUAUUUAUCUAUCUAUGUAUCUAUCUAUUUCAGUCUAUUCAUAUAUCUAUCUAUCUAUCUCAGUGUGUUCAUAUCUAUCUAUCUAUCUAUCUAUCUAUCUAUCUAUCUAUCUAUCUGUCUGUCUGUUCACAUCUAUCUAUCUAUCUCAGUUUGUUCAUAUCUAUCUAUCUAUCUAUCUAUCUAUCUAUCUAUCUAUCUAUCUAUCUCAGUCUGUUCCUAUCUAUCGAUCUAUCUAUUUCAGUCUGUUCCUAUCUAUCUAUCUAUCUUAGUCUGUUCAUAUCUAUCUAUCUAUCUAUCUAUCUAUCUAUCUAUCUAUCUAUCUAUCUAUCUCAGUCUGUUCAUAUCUAUCUAUCUAUCUAUCUAUCUAUCUAUCUCUGUUCAUUUCUAUCUAUCUACCUCAGUCUAUUCAUAUGUAUCUAUUUCAGUCUGUUCCUAUCUAUCCCUCUAUCUAUCUAUCUAUCUAUCUAUCUAUCUAUCUCAGUCUGUUCAUAUCUAUCUAUCUAUUUAUCUCUCUCUGUUUCUACUUCUUUCUUCCUAUCUAUCUACCUCAGUCUGUUGGUAUCUAUGUCUAUAG